AUGAGUUUGAAAAGGAAGCAAAUGUCUAUAGAUCUAAAAACUAAGCAACUAAUUUUAGUAGAAGUCGAAAAAGGUACACUGCCUAAAACCAAAAUCGCGGAGAAAUUUGGCAUUCCAAAAUCAACAUUAUCAACAAUUAUUAAAAAUAAAGAUAAGAUUGACGAAGCAGUUGCGCUUGGUUCAACCAACAGUACAAAGCGUCUACGAAAACCCAUGCUUGAAGACGUUGAAAAGGAACUUUUGAAGUGGUUCAAAAAAGCCAGAGACUCCAACAUUCCACUAUCAGGUGCACUUGUGAGGGAGAAAGCAAAGGAGAUUUGUACUUCCAAUGGCAUUGAGCAUAUGGCGUGUUCUGAUGGCUGGUUAUGGAGAUUUCAAAAACGGUAUAAUAUUUCUUGUCAUGUUUUGAGCGGCGAGGCAAAUAAAGUUGCAGAUGAAGACGUAAAUAAAUGGCUUCAAGGGUUCGUAAAGGUGAGGCAAUCCUAUAGCGAAAAUGAUAUCUUCAAUAUUGAUGAGACCGGUGUUUUUUAUAAUUCAUUGCCCGACCGUUCAUUGAAUUUUAAAGGAGUGAAGUCGCAUGGGGGUGCAAAGAGUAAGGAGAGAUUGACUGUUGUGUUGUGCUGCAACUCUACUGGGUCGGAAAAACUCAAGCUUUGGGUGAUAGGCAAAUAUCAAAACCCCAGAUGCUUUAAAAACGUAAAUAAGCCUAGUCUUCCAUUCGAAUACACUAAUCAAAAAAACGCGUGGGUCGAUUCAACAUCUUUUCGCCUAUGGUUACUUAAAUUUCAACGAAAAAUGGCACUUCAGAAUAGAAAUGUACUUUUGACUAUGGACAAUUGCAGUGCCCAUAAUAAUAUUGGAGACCUGGAAUUGCCAAACGUAAAAAUAGUUUAUUUUCCUCCAAAUUGCACAUCCAGGUUACAACCUUUGGAUCAAGGGAUAAUUGCAGCUUUUAAACGAUAUUUCAAGACUAGACUUGUACGCCAUGCACUGUUAUGCCUUGAUUCCGAUCAACCAUGUGUAAAAUGGAAUAUUUUACAAGCGAUGAGGGCAAUGGCUGUAUCGUGGAAUGAUGUAACUGCAACAACGAUCAGUAAUUGUUUUAAGAAAGCCUGGAACAUUGAAAACGACGCCAACUUAACCCCCGAAAUACACAUUGAGGAUGUAAUUGAGGACGAUUGGAAUAAAUUGUUAGCUGUAACUUCUGAUGAAAAUGCUCAAACUUUUUCAAGUUUUAUAGAAAUGGAUAAUGAUCUCGAUAUCUGCGAUGAAAAUGCUGGAGAAGAUGGAGAAGAUGAAAACCCCGAAAUCUCAGAUCAAGAAAUUGAACCUACUGAACCUCCAGUAGAUAAACCCUCUCGGGCUGAUGUGUUGGCAGCCUUUGAUACCCUCGUAAAAUUUUCCCAAACCAGUGCAGAGUUAGAUUGCAAAUUUGAUGACCAGUUGAACAGCAUCAGAAAACAGUGCUUAGAAAACUAUGAAGUUACAUUCACCCAGAAACCUAUCACUGACUUUUUUAAACCGACGUGA
Molecule: messenger RNA, 1530 nt
Organism: Metopolophium dirhodum (rose-grain aphid)
Lineage: Eukaryota; Metazoa; Arthropoda; Insecta; Hemiptera; Aphididae
Product: tigger transposable element-derived protein 6-like
Exons: 1
Coding region: 1-1530 (509 amino acids)
Cellular component (GO): nucleus
Molecular function (GO): DNA binding
Source: RefSeq, a predicted model, not a curated record